This is a messenger RNA of Nerophis lumbriciformis (worm pipefish), 5694 nucleotides long. It is a transcript of the gene atp7a, whose product is annotated as ATPase copper transporting alpha. Gene Ontology annotation, molecular function: ATP hydrolysis activity; ATPase-coupled monoatomic cation transmembrane transporter activity; ATP binding. Gene Ontology annotation, cellular component: membrane. Gene Ontology annotation, biological process: monoatomic cation transport. The record is from RefSeq and is a predicted model, not a curated record. NCBI's taxonomy places the organism in Eukaryota, Metazoa, Chordata, Actinopteri, Syngnathiformes, Syngnathidae.
ACAUGGUAGCGCUCGCUCACGUCGGCAUGUGAAACAAAAGAGCUUCCCAGAGGCGAGUUUUUCCAAACCGAGAAAGAAGUCUAUUUUUAAACACACUUUUCCUGCUUCCCCCCCCCGUCGCACACACAAUAAUGCUACGACGUGUCUGCAUGGUCGCUGGCAAGGAAGGCUGACGAGAAGAAGCUAAUGUGGCUAAUGCUACUCGCCAGUAGCUGACCGUCACUUCAUUUCCACCAAGAAUCAUGACGCAGGAAGGCAGCAUGUGUUCAGUCACCCUUGGAGUGGAGGGCAUGACUUGCGGCUCAUGUGUCCAGUCCAUAGAGCAGCGCAUCGGUUCUCUUCAGGGGGUCGUACACAUAAAGGUGUCUUUAGAGCAGAAGAAUGCCACAGUCAUUUUCAAAGACCGCCAACAGAGCGCAACAUCCCUGUUGGAGGCCAUUGAUGACAUGGGGUUCGAAUCAAGUUUACCCGCGUCCAGCACAGUCACAUCUGUCUCCACUGACAACCAGCUGAUUCCCACAUCAGGAUUGGCACCUCUUGCCCUACAGGAGGCUUUGGAAAAGCUGUCUCAUAUCCAGGGAGUACUAGAUGUCCGAGAGAGCCCGAGUGAAGAGGGUCUCGUCGUCACGUUUGUCUCAUCUUUAACGUCCGUGCAGCAGCUCACCGAAGUUGCCAUGGGUUUAUCGCUAUCGGAGACCACCACACUUGGCAGCCCCAUCCAAAAAGACCCGCCGGUGUCGCCAUCUCGCAGCACGGCAAGCAGUGCAGCGCUGCUGAAGAUGAGCGUUCAAGGCAUGACCUGUCACUCCUGCACAACCACUAUUGAGGGGAAGAUUGGGAAACUAAAAGGGAUUGAAAAGAUUAAAGUCACUUUGGAGUCUCAGGAAGCUGCGAUUGUUUACCUGCCUUACCUCAUCAGUGUUCAGACCAUCAUUGACCAGAUUUCUCUGGCUGGGUUUAAGGCUUGUGUCAAGUACAAGCCCCGCCCACUGCAACUGUCUCUCAGUGAAAUUGAACGUUUAGUUGAUACGCAAAAUCCCAGCGCUUCUUCACCAUCAGAAACUUCAGAGGCGACCGAAAUCUUCAUUGACACUGUGCUUAUCACACUCGGGGUGAAAGGCAUGCACUGUCGAUCUUGUGUGGUCAAUAUCCAAGACAACAUCGCCACGCUGCCUGGUGUAUCCUCAGUGGAGGUCUCUCUUGAGGAGGAGAAGGCCUCCAUCUGCUACGACCCCCUAAAAGUCACAGUGCCUCAGCUGCGGCAGGCAAUUGAAGCCCUGCCUCCUGGAACUUUCAAGACUCUACCCUGGGACUCUUCUGGGCUGCUCAUCUCUUCAACUGCCUCGCCUCCGCCUGCUUUAUCAUCACCACCUCGGACUUUUGGAGUAUCCCAGGCCAAACCUGCUGCACCCCAGCCCUGUUUUAGCCAGCCUCUGGCCUCCAUGGUGAAUAUACACAUUGAGGGCAUGACAUGCAAUUCCUGUGUCCAGUCCAUCGAAGGCAUGAUGUCUCAGAGGAAAGGUGUGGUGUCAGCUCAGGUCUCUCUGGCUGACCACCAGGGCAUCUUUGAGUAUGACCCCCUACUGACCACCUCAGAAGAGCUAAGGAAUGCCAUAGAAGAAAUGGGCUUUGAUGCCUUCUUACCUGCAACCAAUUCUCUGCUACCCGUGUCAGGUCCCACUGCCUCUAAGUCUUCCAGUGUCGCCCCUAUUAAAGAUAAGAAGCUCGACAUUGACCUCCUUAAAGAGACGCCCCUGGAACGGCGAACAGACAAGACAGACAAACAUUCUAAGUGUUUCAUCCAGAUUGGAGGAAUGACUUGUGCAUCCUGUGUUGCAAACAUUGAAAGAAACCUAAAAAAUGAACCGGGUAUCUAUUCCGUUCUGGUAGCGCUAAUGGCCAGUAAGGCUGAGGUGCGCUAUAACCCCGAAACAAUGGACCCCAUGAAGAUCGCAGAAUGUGUCAAAGAGCUUGGCUUCUCCGCCUCAGUCAUGGAGAACUAUGAAGGUUCAGAUGGAAACCUGGAACUAGUGGUCAGAGGAAUGACAUGUGCCUCUUGUGUCCACAAAAUCGAGUCCAGCCUUAUGAAAGAAAAUGGGAUUAUAUAUGCCUCUGUCGCUUUAGCAACUAACAAAGCACACAUUAAGUAUGACUCUGAAAUAAUAGGACCACGAGACAUCGUCAAGCAGAUUGGGAACAUGGGUUUUGAAGCAUCUUUGGUGAAGAGAGACCGCACCGCCAGCCACUUGGACCACAGCAAAGAGAUACGACAGUGGAGGAAAUCGUUCCUGGUGAGCCUGAUAUUCUGCGUGCCAGUGAUGGGUAUGAUGAUGUACAUGAUCAUCAUGGACCACCAGAUGAGCGUUUCACACCAACACAAUGCCACAGCCGAGGAACGCAACCUCUUCCACUCCACCAUGUUCCUGGAGAGACAGUUGCUUCCAGGCCUCUCUGUCAUGAACCUACUGUCUUUCCUCUUCUGUGUGCCUGUGCAGUUUAUUGGCGGCCGCUACUUCUACAUUCAAGCCUACAAAGCAGUGAAACACAGAUCUGCCAACAUGGAUGUACUUAUAGUCCUGGCAACAUCCAUAGCCUUCACAUACUCCUUCAUAAUACUAAUAGUGGCAAUGGUGGAGAAAGCAAAAAUCAACCCCAUCACCUUCUUUGACACACCGCCUAUGCUUUUUGUCUUCAUCUCUUUGGGACGCUGGUUGGAACAGAUAGCCAAGAGCAAAACAUCCGAGGCUCUGUCCAAGCUGAUGUCUCUACAAGCCACUGAGGCCACAGUAGUCACACUCGGUAGCGACUCAUCCAUCUUAAGUGAGGAGCAGGUGGACGUUGAGCUUGUGCAGAGGGGAGAUGUGGUAAAAGUAGUUCCUGGAGGAAAGUUUCCCGUCGAUGGCAGAGUUAUUGAGGGUCAUUCCAUGGCGGACGAAUCUCUGAUCACAGGUGAGGCCAUGCCUGUGACUAAGAAGCCUGAGAGUUUAGUGAUUGCGGGCUCCAUUAACCAGAACGGCUCCCUACUGGUCAGUGCUACACAUGUCGGCAUGGACACCACGCUGUCACAGAUUGUCAAACUAGUUGAAGAGGCUCAAACUUCAAAGGCUCCCAUCCAGCAGUAUGCAGAUAAGAUCAGUGGCUACUUUGUACCCUUCAUUGUUGGGGUGUCGGUCCUCACCUUGGUAUCCUGGAUUGUAAUUGGGUUCCUGGAUUUCCCUCUCGUGGAAAAAUACUUUCCAGGCUACGACAAGAGCAUCUCCAGGGCAGAGGCGGUGAUUCGCUUUGCCUUCCAAGCCUCCAUUACCGUGUUAUGCAUCGCCUGCCCCUGUUCCCUCGGCCUCGCCACCCCGACAGCUGUAAUGGUGGGCACUGGGGUUGGAGCUCAGAAUGGCAUCUUGAUAAAAGGAGGGGAACCUCUGGAGAUGGCACAUAAGGUCCAGACGGUAGUGUUUGACAAGACGGGGACCAUUACGUACGGCUCUCCAAAAGUGAUCCAGGUUAAGAUAGUAGUGGAAGGCAACAAAAUGCCUCGCUCUCGACUGCUCAGCAUCGUGGGAACAGCUGAGAACAGCAGUGAGCAUCCUCUGGGGGCAGCCAUCACCAAGUACUGCAAGCAGGAGCUCGCCUCCGAGUCGCUUGGAACGUGCACAGACUUUCAGGCUGUGCCGGGUUGUGGCAUUCGAUGUCAGGUCAGCAACACAGAGAUGCUCUCGAGGCACGCGGACAGCGACAGCGAGGACAACAACCAGCGCAACAGCGUCCUUGUUCAGAUCAGCGAGACCCGCACGUCGACGAGCUCCCAUCCUCUUAUUAUGGACCCACAGCCACUUGGCAUCGUCCAGACUGCAAGCUACGUUGUCCUUAUUGGCAAUCGGGAGUGGAUGAGGAGGAAUUGUCUGCAGAUCCGGCCUGAUAUCGAUGAAGCCAUGACAGAGCAUGAGCGCAGAGGACGCACUGCGGUCCUAGUCGCCGUAGACAAUCUGCUGUGUGCGAUGAUAGCCAUAGCAGACACUGUGAAACCAGAAGCUCAGCUGGCAGUCCAAACUCUUACCAACAUGGGCUUGGAGGUCGUGCUGAUGACAGGAGAUAACAGCAAGACAGCGCGGGCCAUUGCUGCACAGGUGGGCAUCAGGAAGGUGUUCGCAGAGGUGCUGCCCUCCCACAAGGUAGCCAAGGUGGAGCAGCUGCAGCAGGCGGGAAAGAGGGUUGCCAUGGUGGGCGAUGGCAUCAACGACUCGCCAGCUCUGGCCAUGGCUGACGUGGGCAUCGCCAUAGGGACCGGCACAGAUGUAGCCAUUGAGGCAGCGGAUGUGGUGUUGAUCAGGAAUGACCUGCUGGAUGUGGUGAGCAGCAUUGACCUCUCCAAAAAGACUGUCAAACGGAUCAGGAUCAACUUUGUCUUUGCACUCGUCUACAACCUGGUUGGCAUUCCCCUCGCUGCAGGUGUGUUCCUCCCAAUCGGUCUGGUGUUACAGCCGUGGAUGGGCUCUGCUGCCAUGGCGUUGUCUUCUGUCUCCGUCGUUGUGUCCUCCCUUCUCCUGAAGUGCUACGCCAAGCCCAGUGCAGAGAAGCUGGAGGCCCAACUGGGCAACGUUAAGCGGCAGGGCAGCCUGUCCGACGUCAGCGUCCACAUCGGCAUGGGGGAGCUGCGGCGACCCUCGCCCAGGCUCAGCCUGCUUGACCGCAUCGUCAACUACAGCCGGGCAUCCAUCAAUUCGCUGCGCUCCGACAAGCACUCGAUGCACAGCUUGGUGCUCAGCGAGCCCGACAAGCACUCGCUCCUGGUGGGGGAAGCGGCGUGUGAGGAGGAGUUCUGCUGAAGCCCACCAUCACAACACGGUCAAGCAAAUGUAUCACAUGCUGAAGGAGCUUAACGUUGUUAAUGGCCUUACCUUGCCACUAAGGGUGCCUCGGGCUUCACAGAGAGAGCGUGUGCUGCCUCGUGUUUUCUUCACGCUCAACCGGCUGAUCACAAGCACUUCAGAGCACCCUUCUCGUCCUUUCCUUGGGGUCGGAGCUCUCCGGCGCUCUCUCGACCUAAAGAGUGAUGCUCGCACAAUCCCAAAGACGUAUGUUUUUAGCCCCUUUUCCCUAUCAGUGUUGAUUAAUUCCAAGUAUUUAUACAUACCUUAUUUAUAUUAUCUUCCAUCCGUGUGUGUGUGGGGAGAAAUGGGUGGAGCCAGUGUGUAGUGCCAUUGGAAAGCCUAGCACAUUCCAAAGUGGAGCGCCACAGACACGACAGGUUUCACAUGUUUCCAUGGCAACGGUGUGUGGGCCCGCAGCUGCUCGGCUCAUGCGAGCUAUUUUUCGGUGACUGAUCUUAAUUUGCUGUUACAUGACGAGGUUUUUGUGCUGAGGCUUGCAGUCUUCUACGUGCAUCAGUACAAGUUGGAUGGUGUUUGUGUUACUGCCUCAGAGCGUAUGGCCGCAAGGUAUCAACAAUCAAAUACACAAGUUGUGGCACUAAUUGAAUAUUAUAGUCAUGAAUGGGCACUGUUUUUCCCCCCUUUUUGCAUUACGAUCAGCUUUUUUUAAAGUACAACACUGCCACUGCCAGACUGUUCAAAAAAACAUUCACAAAGCUUCACGUGUGUGCGGCCAAACUACGCUUAAAGUUUCCUCUUGAUUGUUCUUCAAAGCAUAUUGUGCCUUGGAAUUAAAAACUCAACAUAAUAGUGUUGUCAUGAACCUGAA